Acanthopagrus latus (yellowfin seabream) is the source of this 5310-nucleotide messenger RNA. Its product is annotated as BTB/POZ domain-containing protein KCTD21-like. Gene Ontology annotation, molecular function: protein binding. Gene Ontology annotation, biological process: protein homooligomerization. Lineage: Eukaryota; Metazoa; Chordata; Actinopteri; Spariformes; Sparidae. The coding region runs from base 2198 to 3076 and encodes 292 amino acids. The record is from RefSeq and is a predicted model, not a curated record. The transcript is spliced from 2 exons.
CACUCCACUGAUCCACACGUGUUUGUUAGCCUACUGUGCUACUGGGCAAGUUUAGAUAUUAUAUUGUUAGCAUGAGAUGAGACUGUAUAUGGUCUUAGAUUUUGGAUAUGUCUAUUUGAUGAUAUGACAUAUGCUUUGGUUUUAGAGGCUCAUUACAGAAAAGUGAUGUAACUCUAUGAACUUACCAGACUGUUCUACUCAUUCUGAUGUUGCCUUACCCACUUAGUCAUUAUAUCCACAUUGCUGAUGAUUAUUUAUGAAAAAUCUCACUGUGUUAAUAUUGUGUCAACUACCAAUUGUCUUCCCUACAAUUCCGAUAUUGAAGUAUAAUAUUGUGAUAUUUGAUUUUGUGCUUUUGUGCUUCUUAUGGAGGCAGCAUUUGCUUGAUCAUCAGCUCACCUAUUUAUCUGUAUCUACCAGCUUUGCAUGUACAGAUUAAUUUGGAUUUACAUCCAGUACACUAGUGCUAGGCGACAUGGCCUAUUGGCAGUAAAGCCACUUGUUUAAGAUUUGGAUGGUGAUCACUGACUUCUGUAAAAUAGUUACAUUAAUGUUACAUGCACAUCAACAGCACUUGAUAUUUUUACCUGAACUUAUCUUUUUACGAAGUCCUGCUUGAUUUUGUACUUUAUCUCAGCUGUUUCUGGCUUUAUUUAGUCUUCUCAUUGGAUUGUAAAUGAGUUUAGUGCAGACAUAUGUUCCUUCCAGGAACAUCAGACAGCAUUAAUGACUGAGAGAACAUGACUGAAUGUAAGAUCUUUCAUAUUAAUGGCAGUGAAAACAGAAGACAUUUUGAGUGGCAGAAAAAAUGGUUUUGUUCCUUGGGAGUUUUCGUUGGAGAAAAGUUGGCGAAAAAAACAUCUCCAGGUUAUACAUCCUCUCUUUUCAUCCAUCGUUUAUGACCUGAAGAAUAACACCUGGCGGUUAUCAGGUGUUUUAGGUUUGUAAUCUUAAAGCUGCUAAAACAAACUUUCAAUUUGAUGUUGUCUUUGGUGGCCCCUGUCGGCAAGAGAUUAAUAUGGUGGGACAAAGUUAACUUUGUUUUAGUGCCAUAUCGCCAUUCAACCACAGCAGCUUCUUUCAUUCAGCUUUCAUGACUGAUCCAGUGAUAGGCAUCGCCAUCUUCUUUCCUGAACAUCAUAUAGAGGCAUCAGUAUUAAGCUGAGACUGUUUCAUUAUCAGUUAAAAAACCCUUGUAGAAUGUUGAGGUUAAACUUGAACUUGCCGAUUUUUAGUGUACGGUCAACACACUAGAUUUAUCCUCUUAAGCCCUCUGUUUCUUUUUUCUUCCACUCUCAUUUGGAAUUAUUUCUCACAUAAUUUACAUAAGAAUAUUGUGUUUGUUGUUGUUGUUGUUGUUGUCAUAGUAGUAGUAUCAUUAGUUUGUAGUAUAGUACAGUGGUAUUGCAGGUGCAACAACCUUUUCUGUUUUCGGGAUUCUGUUUUCUGCAUUCCGAAGAGUAUUUGAAAGGAAAAGUGUCUGAGGACAUUGUUCAUUUGUUCACUGGGGGAAAAAAAGCACUUUUCAGUGCUCUGGCUGUCACUUUAAGGGGGGCAUUUCAGACAAAUUGCCCAGUCCCCCGUGUCUUGCUCAGACAGCUCCAGUGUGUGUGUGUGUGUGUGUGUGUGUGUGUGUGUGUGUGUGUGUGUGUGAGAUCAGGGGGUAUGAGCUGAGAAUAAAAGCGAGCUUCGUGGAGACGGAGCCAGAAGUGUCCAGUUAUUAGCAUGCUGGUCUGGUCACUGUGGCCCUGUUGCCUUUCUGCUUUCACACAGUCAGAUUGAAGGCCUGCUGUUGGCUGUCACCAUUUAGAAUCCUGCAGGAGAUAGAUCAACACUGAUGUAAACUUAACCACAGAGAAAUACGGCAAAGACCUGCAUUCGGAAGGAUGACCAGUUUGCUUUGAAGCAACAGUUAAAGGGAAAAGAGCAGCAGCUUUUUAUAGGCUCGAAACUUUCGAUUUAGCUUUGGAAGCAGACUUGGCAGAUUUCCUUGCAUCUUUUCUGAGUUGGCUGUAUCCUGGCUACUACUGUGGCUUGCUAACUGUCAAGGGAAACGAGUCUUUCUCGGAAACAAAAGAAACACUUUAAACUUCCACAUCUCUCAAACCCCAGCAUUCCUCACCAGAACAGAAGGACCUUCGUCCUCACAACAGCAACAUCACAGGCGGAUCAGAGAAAUCACUGCUUCGACUCCAAGAUGCUGAACCUCAACUCACCGGACGACAACAGCAACAGGAACUCUCUCCAGGACCCGGUGUCACUGAACGUUGGGGGAGAGGUUUACACUACCACCCUGGACACCCUGACACGCUGCCGGGACUCCAUGCUAGGUGCUAUGUUUACUGGACAAAUCCCUGCGCUUAAAGAUAACAGAGGAAAUGUUUUCAUAGACCGUGACGGUAAAGUGUUCAGGCACAUCCUGAAUUACCUGCGCUCCAGCUCCCUGGACCUGCCCGAUGGCUUUUCAGAGCUGGCGCUGUUGCGGAGGGAGGCGGAUUUCUUCCAGAUACGCCCCCUGCUGGAGGAGAUUCGCCACUAUGAGACAUCAGUGCCUCUCAGCCUCAGGGGAGGGCCGCUAGGAGCCAUGAUUAUGGUGAAUGUUGAUUGUAAGGUUCGCGUUCUGCACUUUAACUUACGCCAUGGGCCAGAAAACUAUGAGCUUCGCACGUGCUCCGUGCAAGCAUUCACAGUUGAUCUCUUUUGUACCUGGAGAGCCUUCCUGACUCUGCUCUGUGAGCGCUUCUCCUACAGAACAUCGCAGGGUCUCACCAGCCCCCGUCCAUGCAACCCGAGGCAGAACAGGCUGAAACUGGAGUGGGUGCCGAGACCUGAUGAACUCCCCCAGGACCAGUACGACAAGCAGCGCUACCGGGGCCUUACCAUCUCUAACCCUGAGGUCUCGCAGUCCGCUGACAUCAUGAACAUGCACUGGAGCCCCUGUGAAAUCACAGACAUGCAGGGGUUUGUGGAGGAGCUGCUGAAGGUGUCUCUGGCUGAAGGAUUUAAGGUCGAUUUGGUGACUCCCGACCCAGCGGAAAUUCUGAACUGCACCUCACUUCGGCUUAUCAAGUGCUGAGCUCUAGGAAAACAAACGUAACGUCAAAGCAUCAGAACAUGCCAAGUUAAAGAACUGCAGAUGGUUCUCUCUAGUCACAACUUAACCAAUUAUUCUUGAGACUUGUUUAAUGAAAUCUUUUAUGAGUUAGGGUUAGGGCUAAGCAAUAUGGAAAUCUAAAGGCUACAGAUUAUGGCUAGGAGGUAGUUGAAAAUAUGUUGUGUCUUUGCUCUCUCUAUCUGUUCUCUGUCCUAGAGUUAACCAGAAUAGUAAAUAAUAGACAGUUCAAAAAAACUGAGAAUUACAAAUUCUGACACGUCAUAUUGGGAAUAUUUAAAUGUUACAUUUAGAUGCAACUGAGCCCUUUUCAGAUAUGCAAUGUGAAACAAUACUGGCUUCAUCUAUCUGUGAAACUGAUGACUUUGACAGUGAAUGUACGUAGUCUUGUAUAGCCAGACCUAUGUAUCUCGAAAAGUCUGGCCCACAACUUGGUCUUUAAACCAAUCACAAUUGUUUUUGCCAGUGCAUAACCCAGGAUGGAGUGACAGUGCCCUAGCAAAAUAGUGUAAAGGUAGAUUUGGUUUGCAUGUGGGGAGGUGAGCCCUGGCAUUAAAAUGGCAAAAUCCCUGCAAAAGAAAGGGCAACUACUUACGUUCAUGCCAUUGGUGAACAGGUUAGUGUUGAAGAAAGUUGCCAGGUUCAGUGUGUAGGUUUUCUGGCUUGAAAGGUGUUGUUGUUUGUUCAUGUAGCAAUGGGGGUUGUGAAAACAAUAUACAUGGACAGCUGAAGGCAGGCAGAAAGAGGCAACCAGUGGCAGGCUUUAUACCUGUAGUCUAUAUCCAGUAAGUCAGUCUGGCUGACUUACUGCCCCUUACCUGCCCCACUUUGUCCUUACCUGCCCCACUUUGUCCUACUCUGAUAUAUUUGAUAUCACAAUUGCAAUCUGCAUGCCUAAACCUAAAAAAAACAAAACAAAACAAAAAACAACCAAUGAAGGUAACCAAUCAGAGGCAGAGUAGGACAGGUCUAAGCAAGAGAAACCAUGUGUUCCAAAUAAGACAUUUGGGCGGCAGCUAAGUGCAUGGGUUAGGUGUGACAACCAGCAAAGGAAGUGACUGUCUGAAAACAUCAGUGGCGGCUCAUAAUGAGGUAAGUGUAGCAUCAGUUGUAUCAGAACUGUAGAGAAGGGCAGAGUAUUUACCAUCUGGCCACUGGUAGUAGCACUCUUCUACUGUUAGCCCGCAAUAGACUAAUAAUUCAACCAAUCACCUGCCAAGAAUGUUUUGAAAGCGACUGCCAUUUUCUAAACAGUUUCUAGUGACUCUAUCCAUGUACAGGACUGUUAUAAAUGGAGCUUGAAUGUAAAUUCAAAUAAGUGAGUGUUUAUAGGCAAAGCUAAACUGCAGUCUACUGCGGCUUUGGACCAGUGUCAGUUUCCUGAAUAAUCCUACACAUCCUCCCAAAACGAUCUCUCAUGACUUUCCUCAUUUAUUAGAUUGUGAUCAAUGUAGCAUUCUGUUCCUUGUUGUCCAUAUCUGUCCAUACCAUUCCAACUAAAAUCAUAACACCCAUUGCAAAAGCAGCAUCUGCCAAAAUAAUAGUGAUAUGGUUGUUUUUGCAUAUCGUGCAGCUCUACCAGAGACCAUAAAAUGUUGUCAUAAUGAAGUAAAGUUGUUUGUUGGGUUCCUUGCAUGGAAUGAAAGAUAAAAAUGUAGUUAAGACUGAGCUAAUGAUUGGAGUUUUCCUUCCUCUUUUAUGCCAACACAAAAACAAAUGUGCCUAGACAUUAAAAGUGCUUAUUCCUUCCAUGUUCCAUGAUUAUUUUAACUAACUGCAUAUCCUUGUGGGAGGGCUAUAUCCGUUUGCCCUUUGACUGACUCACAGGGGGAGUCAGAUGAGUUAUGGACUGAGUGCGUAAUUUUAGUCUGGAGGAAGCUGUAGUAAGGGAAGUUGAGAGGAGGAAAAGAUGCAUCUCUGCUGAGGAGGAAAGGUGUCUAGUUGCACAAAGACUCUUUGGUUCUUUCCUUUCGCUCCCUCUCUGAACUUCCUUCCUCGGUCUGUAAGAUUGAAUGGUUCAGCAGCCGUUUGAGUGGACAGUCUGGUUUAUCAUGAGUUGCAUCACGCACAAGGGACAUGAGUAUUCUCAGAUGUGACUAGAAUGUUUACAUCCCUGGUUUACUGUCUUGUUCAUAACUGGUUGAAGGUAGCUGUGGUUCCAAGUACUCACUGUGUGUGUAUGUCUGUCUAUUUUUCCU